Messenger RNA from Hyposmocoma kahamanoa, 474 nucleotides. RefSeq names its product gustatory receptor for sugar taste 64f-like. Gene Ontology annotation, cellular component: membrane. Gene Ontology annotation, biological process: sensory perception of chemical stimulus; detection of chemical stimulus involved in sensory perception of taste. The record is from RefSeq and is a predicted model, not a curated record. Gene Ontology annotation, molecular function: taste receptor activity. Bases 1 to 474 code for a protein of 157 amino acids. The transcript is spliced from 5 exons. NCBI's taxonomy places the organism in Eukaryota, Metazoa, Arthropoda, Insecta, Lepidoptera, Cosmopterigidae.
AUGCUCGGCAGCGAGAGGUGUUGGGAGGCUAUGGUAUCCUUUUGCGAGAUCGUAAUCUCGCAGAAGGAGGCUGCGGCGCGCUCCAUAGAGGACGACCCCCUCUCUGACCCGCUUCGUAGGUUUGGGUUCAAACUUAAAGUUCACGUAGAUUGUCCUAAUUAUCCUAGUGGGCCUUUCGGUGGUUACGAGCAUGCAGUCUACUUUAUCUACUCAUCGUCGUUUCUAAUAGCAAGGGUCAUUUUGACAACACUUUUUGCAUCCAGUGUACACACAGCUUCUUUGAACAUCGGUCCUGAGUUAUAUGAAGUGCCUUCAUCAGCAGGCAACGAGAUAAACAGAUUUAUAGAGCAAGUGCAUGGGGAAACAGUGGCGUUGACGGGGUACCGGUUCUUUAAUAUGACAAGAGGAAUUGUUCUUAGCAUUGCCGGCACGAUUGUUACCUACGAGUUGGUAUUGAUGCAAUUUAAUGGAUAA